Messenger RNA from Odontomachus brunneus, 844 nucleotides. Its product is annotated as mitochondrial import inner membrane translocase subunit Tim22. The coding region runs from base 181 to 762 and encodes 193 amino acids. Gene Ontology annotation, molecular function: transmembrane protein transporter activity. Gene Ontology annotation, cellular component: TIM22 mitochondrial import inner membrane insertion complex. NCBI's taxonomy places the organism in Eukaryota, Metazoa, Arthropoda, Insecta, Hymenoptera, Formicidae. Gene Ontology annotation, biological process: protein insertion into mitochondrial inner membrane. The record is from RefSeq and is a predicted model, not a curated record. The transcript is spliced from 5 exons.
GUGUGUGUGGCCAGCUUUAUAUCAAUUCGUGUGCGACGUCCCUUAGCAAUCUAGUUUAAUAUAAACAUCUGUGGUGUAAAGGUUUCUGUGUAAUUAGUAAUUUUUGCUAAUUAAAGAUUAACUUUAAUUUUUUUUAUGCUUAUCAAAGAUUAUGUUCUUAUGUAAAUCAUAACACUAAACAUGUAUUCCAACCAUUUGAACAAGACAAUUUCAACUAUAACCAGUACAGAAAAAGUAUUUUUAACUGAUUCGGAAUUAGAUGAAAUUGCUUCAUUUCUCGUUGGAAAUCCUCAACGUUUUAGAGAAAAUAUUAUAAUUCCUAGAAUGAUAGGACCUGUACAAAUAAAGACUAAUGAAGAAAAGAAAAUAGAAAGUGUAAUGGAAAGCUGUGCAUUUAAAAGCAUCAUGAGUUGUAUUCUUGGAUAUGGUUUAGGAGCUGCUAUUGGGCUAUUUUCCUCUAGUGUAAAUCCUAAUGUAGCAAUUGUUGAGAAGCAACAAAGUGCACGAGAAAUAUUACGGGAAAUGAAAACAACUACACAUGGUUAUGCAAAAAACUUUGCAGUUAUUGGAUGUAUAUUUUCUGCUAUUGAGUGUACUAUAGAAUCGUAUAGAGGUAAAACAGACUGGAGAAAUGGUACAUAUGCUGGUGGUUUAACAGGUGGAAUAAUUGGCUUAAGAGCUGGUAUAAAAGCAGGUCUAGUUGGUGCUGCAGGCUUCGCAACAUUUUCGACACUUAUAGAUUAUUACAUGCAUAAAUCCUAAAUUUAACUUAAUUUUAGUUAUUAAAGGUAUACUUGUAUGUAUAUUAUAUAUUGAUUUUAUAUAUAUAUAUAUAUAUAUAUAU